AUGGAUCGCCUGGUUCUUUCCCACUUGAUCCCCUGGAACGUCGCCCAGGGAAGGAUCCCCCGAGGGCCCGCGGAGCGGAGGGCUCCAGACCGCGAGACGGCGACGGGGCUGCUCUCCCUCCUCCGGGCGCUUCUUUUACUCCUCCUGCGCAGCGGCUGCUCCGAUGGACACACACACUCUCUGCUUUAUCUCUACACCGCCCUGUCAGAACCCGUUGGGGACUUGCCCCAGUUCACAGCUCUGGGAUAUGCAGACGGCUUCCUUGCUGGUUCCUACGACAGCCUCACCGAGCGGGCCGUGUCUCAAACCCCUUGGAUGAAGAAGAUUGAGGAAGAGAACCCCCACUUCUGGGACUGGAUGACCAAGAGAGCCUUCCAUUCUGGGCAGCGGUUCAGGAAAGACCUGGAGGAUCUCCUGCGGCAGAAUAACCAGAGCCAGGAGCUUACACAAGUGUGUGGCGAUGGAUCGCUAAUUUUGCUUUCUUUUAUAGAACUUCACGUCUGGCAGCGGCUGUAUGGCUGUGAGCUGGCGGAAGAUGGGAGUGAAAGAGGCUAUGAUCACUAUGCUUACGAUGGGAAGGACUUCCUCAGCUUCAACAAGGCCACCCUCAACUGGACGGCAGUCAAUGCUGAGGCUGAAAUGACCAAGAAGAAAUGGGAUGCCGAGUUGGACAGGGGCUGGCGCAAGAAGAUGUACCUGGAAAGGGAGUGCUUUGCAUGGCUGAAGAAAUGUCUGGAGUACGGCACAGAAGCUGGAGCAAGGAAGAGAGCAGAGCCCCCAGUGGUGACGAUCAGAAACAAGACUGAGGCUGAUGGCAUGGAAAUACUUCUCUGCCAAGCCCACGGCUUCUAUCCCAGGGAGAUCGAUGCCUCCUGGAGGAGGGACGGAGAGGUCUGGCUGGAAGACACCCUCCAGGAGUCCGUGGCUCCCAACUCAGAUGGAACCUACCACUACCAGCUCAGCGUCCGGAUCGAUCCCAAAGAGAGGGGCCACUACCGGUGCCACGUGGAGCAUGAUGGCCUGCAGGAACCUUUGGACGUAGCCAUGGAAGAGCCUGCUUCAACCACUGUGUAUUUCAGAAUGGGAGGAAUGGGGAUUUCUGUCCUCCUGCUGGUGGCAUUAUCUGGAUAUCUUG
Messenger RNA from Protobothrops mucrosquamatus (brown spotted pit viper), 1135 nucleotides. Its product is annotated as major histocompatibility complex class I-related gene protein. The record is from RefSeq and is a predicted model, not a curated record. Gene Ontology annotation, biological process: immune response. The annotation marks the transcript as partial. The transcript has 5 exons. Gene Ontology annotation, cellular component: external side of plasma membrane. Lineage: Eukaryota; Metazoa; Chordata; Lepidosauria; Squamata; Viperidae.